This is a messenger RNA of Anopheles funestus (African malaria mosquito), 1353 nucleotides long. RefSeq lists its product as uncharacterized. The transcript is spliced from 2 exons. Bases 1 to 1353 code for a protein of 450 amino acids. Lineage: Eukaryota; Metazoa; Arthropoda; Insecta; Diptera; Culicidae. The record is from RefSeq and is a predicted model, not a curated record.
AUGCUUAUAACUCGGACAGUUUCCAAUGGAUCUUCAAUUGUAGCACAUAUUUGGAUAGAUCUGGUCAUUAGCUACCAAAAGUUAUUCUACGCCGAUGUGCUAAGUUGUCUGUGGAAAAAGUUAUUUGAGAUACAAAGACUUAACAUUUUCUCAACUUUUCCAAAAAAAUUCCUCAUUUUGCCACUUUGGAUGCUUAUAACUCAGUCAGUUUCCAAUGGAUCUUCAAUUGUAGCACAUAUUUGGAUAGAUCUGGUCAUUAGCUACCAAAAGUUAUUCUACGCCGAUGUGCUAAGUUGUCUGUGGAAAAAGUUAUUCGAGGUACAAAGACUUAACAUUUUCUCAACUUUUCCAAAAAAAUUCCUCAUUUUGCCACUUUGGAUGCUUAUAACUCGGUCAGUUUCCAAUGGAUCUUCAAUUGUAGCACAUAUUUGGAUAGAUCUGGUCAUUAGCUACCAAAAGUUAUUCUACGCCGAUGUGCUAAGUUGUCUGUGGAAAAAGUUAUUCGAGGUACAAAGACUUAAAAUUUUCUCAAUUUUUCCUAAAAAAUUCCUCAUUUUGCCACUUUGGAUGCUUAUAACUCGGUCAGUUUUCAAUGGAUCUUCAAUUGUAGCACAUAUUUGGAUAGAUCUGGUCAUUAGCUACCAAAAGUUAUUCUACGCCGAUGUGCUAAGUUGUCUGUGGAAAAAGUUAUUCGAGGUACAAAGACUUAACAUUUUCUCAACUUUUCCAAAAAAAUUCCUCAUUUUGCCACUUUGGAUGCUUAUAACUCGGUCAGUUUCCAAUGGAUCUUCAAUUGUAGCACAUAUUUGGAUAGAUCUGGUCAUUAGCUACCAAAAGUUAUUCUACGCCGAUGUGCUAAGUUGUCUGUGGAAAAAGUUAUUCGAGGUACAAAGACUUAACAUUUUCUCAACUUUUCCAAAAAAAUUCCUCAUUUUGCCACUUUGGAUGCUUAUAACUCGGUCAGUUUCCAAUGGAUCUUCAAUUGUAGCGCAUAUUUGGAUAGAUCUGGUUAUUAGCUACCAAAAGUUAUUCUACGCCGAUGUGCUAAGUUGUCUGUGGAAAAAGUUAUUCGAGGUACAAAGACUUAACAUUUUCUCAACUUUUCCAAAAAAAUUCCUCAUUUUGCCACUUUGGAUGCUUAUAACUCGGUCAGUUUCCAAUGGAUCUUCAAUUGUAGCACAUAUUUGGAAAGAUCUGCUCAUCAGCUACCAAAAGUUAUUCUACGCCGAUGUGCUAAGUUGUCUGUGGAAAAAGUUAUUCGAAAAAGUAGCUUCUAAUACUUUGAAUGGCUUAUACGAAUUGCCUACCUUCAGGCUGAUUUCUCGCGAUUCGCAUUUCAAUUUCUAUUUUUGA